UUCCACUUAUCUGGAUGACCACGGACCACCACCUCAAAAGGUACUUCCUUUCCCCAGUCAGGUGGUCUACAACAGAGUUGGAAAGUGUGGGAGUCGAACUGUGGUUUUGCUUUUGAGAAUUUUAUCAGAGAAACAUGGAUUCAACCUGGUUACAUCUGACAUACAUAACAAAACAAGACUGACUAAAAAUGAGCAGAUGGAAUUGAUUAAAAACAUAAGCACUGCUGAGCAGCCCUAUUUAUUCACUAGACAUGUUCAUUUCCUCAACUUUUCAAGGUUUGGAGGAGAUCAGCCCGUGUACAUCAAUAUUAUUAGAGAUCCUGUCAACAGAUUCCUAUCCAAUUAUUUUUUUCGACGUUUCGGAGACUGGAGAGGAGAACAGAAUCACAUGAUCCGUACCCCCAACAUGAGGCAGGAGGAAAGAUACCUGGACAUUAAUGUAUGUAUCCUUGAAAACUACCCUGAAUGUUCCAAUCCCAGGUUAUUUUACAUCAUACCAUAUUUCUGUGGACAGCAUCCAAGAUGCAGGGAGCCUGGUGAAUGGGCCCUUGAAAGAGCAAAGCUGAACGUUAAUGAAAAUUUUCUGCUUGUGGGCAUUCUGGAGGAGUUGGAGGAUGUGCUGCUUUUAUUAGAAAGAUUCUUACCUCAUUAUUUCAAGGAUGUGCUUAGCAUCUACAAAAAUCCAGAACAUAGGAAACUUGGCAAUCUGACUGUGACAGUGAAAAAGACCGUCCCCUCUCCAGAAGCAAUACAGAUCCUCUACCAACGCAUGAGAUAUGAAUAUGAGUUUUAUUACUAUGUCAAAGAACAAUUCCACCUGCUAAAGCGCAAGUUUGGACUGAAGUCUCAUAUCAGGAAACCAAGUCCCAGACCUGAGUUCUUCAUUCCUUCUCCCCUGGAAACAGAGGAACCAAUAAAUGAUGAGGAAGAAGAUGAUGAAAAGUGGCUAGAGGAUAUCUAUAAAAGGUGAUGGAUGGAAGAGCUGUCCUUUCUCUUCUGGUGGCCCCUCCAGCUUUCAUAAGAUUUUUUUUAAUUAUUAUUAAAAGUAAUUCCUUAAGGAACUGAGUUAAUGCGCAGCGGAUUUGAAAUGGAACAGAGGAGACCAUUCCCACAUGCUGGAGCCAUUGGGAGGUACCUGAUUUUGCAGGUUUGAUUCAUUAUACAGUGCUGGCUCUGUAGCAUCCUUGCUAUGGCAUAGUUCAAGAGAGAAGUACCUACUAUCUGUCACAAAAUAACUUUUGGAGUACACAGUAGUCCUUUGUGAAUUGCAAAAUUGAAAAGUAAAUCUUACAGAUUCUCAUCUCUCUCUUUGACCAGCAACAAAUCUUCAUGGCACAACACUGUGGCAUGAACUUCCAGCAGGUGAACUGCAGGCAGUGAGCCAUUUGGGAAGCGUACCAAAGCACACUGGUGUCCCAGUGGUAUGGUCAGAGACAUUACUUUUUCUUCAGAUCCAAGGAUAACAGGCUCAGAAAGAGGCUAGGUAACAGCUCCUUGAAUUACCUGUGCCGGAGGAGCAAGGCUGCUGUUCUGCCAAAUCAGUACUAGUGACUGUAAUGCAACUUACAGGAACCAGAUAUUUCUGGUUCAUAGAGUGGGAAAAGUUACCAGGUCAGUGAAUGACAACAACAAAUUAAAAGUGCCAGGCAGAGCUUUAUUUCAGUAGUUGACUGUGUUUCUAUACUCUUAAGGAAAACGUGUAACAUAUGGGGUUUAUGUUCAAGAAUGGUAUUUUUAGAUUUUUAUUAUUCUUUUGGGUCACAAAUUCAAGGAGAUACCAAAAAACUACUCAUUAAAAAGCUCAGGUGAUCUGGAACUCUUAUUGAGCACAACCUGUAUUUCUGCAACUGCAGAACUGUUCACAUCUGAAUCUUGACAUUUUCCUCACCAGCACAAACACCAGACUCCUGCUUUUAGUGUAGCUAGAAGGAAAAUUAACAGUAUGAACAUACACAGCUUCUCUAGUUGAAGCAUUUCAGAAUCAUCAAACAAUACUACCAAAAAUACUAUAUAUAUAUAUAUACUAUACAUCAAAAAAUACUAUAAGAUGCACUCUCUGAAACCAAAGCUGAUUCAGUGACAGGUUAUUAAGAGAGUCACUGUGGAAGUUGCCCUUGUUAAUCACUACAGGUAUUGUCUGCCAACACUAGGAAAGGGACCGGUGGAAGCUGGGAGGGGAAAGAGAGGUAGCACCAAUAUGUGACAUGCUGUUGUCACUGAGGCAGGUGUCCCUGGAGUGGAUUCCCUGUGAUGUGUGGGUGUGCUGGCUGUUGGGCAGCCUGCCAGCCUGGGUGGUGCAGACACCCAGGUUACAGACCCACAGGCAGCCCUGGGCAGAGCUCUUUGGCCUUCAGCUACACAGAAUAUGGGCGAGUUUGGGGUCUUGAUGAGGCCUUGACCUCCUAUGCACCAUUGUUGCCAGAGAAAGCUGGACUAAUAGAGAAUAAGAGCAAUAACUUCCUGUCCCUAGAGCUCAGGAAAGAAGCAGGUACAAGAUGCUGCAGCUGUAUGCCAGGAUGAGGACAAUCCUCCUCUGUCUAUCUCGCAUCCUUUCUCAAAUAUCUACCAGAAAAUUUUUGGUUCCUAUUCCACAGCUGCCAUCUGCAAGGUCAUACUUAGGUUUGCUAUAUCAAGCAAAAGUUAUUUUGUGACAGAUGAAGCAUAUCAAGUCAGGAUCAGCUCAAAUGGGCUUUCCAAGGGGUUUUCUCUUCCAUGAGCCUGCUGAGAGCCAGUAGAAAUUAUGGUAGAUCUUCUUCACCGCUCAGUCUCUACCUAUAUACAGAGAAUGAAAAUAAAAGAGAGUUAAGACAAGAUGCUAACUUACAGAAAAUACUAGGAAGAUUCUGUUCUCACUAUUAACAUCCCAGGUUGGUGGUAGCAAUGCACUACUGAGGGGGAACACAUUAAAGAAAGCUGAAAAUGGCACAGAUAGUAACUAACAUAUUAGCUAAAAUAUGAAUCUGCUGCAUUGUAUAUUUUAAGUGGUUUCUAUGAAAUUACAUUGAAAGAGUAAUGAUUAGUUUACACACUGUGGAGUUGUUAUAUUUUGGAAUGAACUAGUAUUCUCAUGUUUCUGAAAUUCUGUUUGAAUCCUUUUUCUGCCAAUGUUUUAACAGAAUAUAGUCACUUAACACAUUCAGCCUUUCUGAGAGUUCACUGAUGCUUACAGUAAAAUCUGUUUCUAUCUGUUUAUUUAAUGGUAUCUUCAGCCAUCACUACUUAUAAUCUAAAUACAGAAGCUGCUUAGUGAUUUACUCGCUAGGUUUUAAUAUUGUUCUGUUUUUGUAGCAAUCAACCUGGCCUCUCCUCCUCAAAUGGUAAUUCUUAAAUUUAUCUGGCACAUAGCAUCUAAUAUUCCUGGUCCUAUGGCCUAUUUCUCUGUCAUUAAAUAUAUUUUGCUUAACUUCUAAAAGGUACGUUAUAAGCUGGUAAAUCUUUGACUUAUUUAUUGAAACUUUUCAGCACAUUCCAAAUUCUAAGUUGCUCAGGAAGAAGUUAAUUUAAAUAAUUAUAUUUGGGUCUGAUGAAUAUUUCUUAUUCAAAAAAAAUCACUGUUUGUAAGCCUUUAGUCCACAACAGCUUUGUAGAAAGUGCCAAUGCAUAUCCUUGGAGAUCUUUGGGGGGGGGAAAAGGUGGCUGUUCAACACUUAAAAAAAUAAGAAAAUACAUGUCUACAUUAGCUCAGCUAUGAAUGAAGCAACGUAUGUUUUGGAAUGAAAUCUUCUUUAACUUAUUCACUACUAUCUCCUGAAAUAUCAAUAAGCCAUAUGAUUCUUUUUUCAAUCCAACAAUGUUUAAAAAUAAAACUUGCACAUUUCUUCCUGGCGCCAUAGUCCUCUUGCUUACACUAGUGUUCCUGCCUGGAUACAGCGGCUGUGGGUAGGACGUGGGAGUUGCCGCCAACAGUACAGGGUUGGAUAAGGCAUAGGGCAUUCUCUGAAAGUCAUAUUUGAGCAGUGAGGCUGGAGCAGGUUGCUCCUGGGUUAUUCCAUCUCCCAAUGAGGUGUGAGCUGAAUUGUUUCACUCCCCUGAGAUGUGUGGUCAGUACGUUAAAGUACAUUGUCCAGUGUUCCGUGGCUGCUAAGUAGAAGUUUUAUCCAGGAGAGAAACAACUUAGUCUCCAUACACCUCAUUUUUACUAGAUACGGUGUUUGAUGGCCUGACAUAAAAGUUUCAGUAGUCACAGUGGUGUUACAAUAUAAGUGAAGUAUCACAGUGCUUUCACACUAAUGAGAGAAUCAACUGUUGUUAAAAUGCAGCAUUCUGGAAAAAAAAAUAAAUUUUAGUCUUAAGUUUCAAGUGACAA
Cyanistes caeruleus (blue tit) is the source of this 4306-nucleotide messenger RNA. NCBI's taxonomy places the organism in Eukaryota, Metazoa, Chordata, Aves, Passeriformes, Paridae. The record is from RefSeq and is a predicted model, not a curated record.